This is a messenger RNA of Lytechinus variegatus (green sea urchin), 6951 nucleotides long. RefSeq names its product mitogen-activated protein kinase kinase kinase 7-like. The record is from RefSeq and is a predicted model, not a curated record. Gene Ontology annotation, cellular component: cytoplasm. Bases 834 to 3827 code for a protein of 997 amino acids. Gene Ontology annotation, molecular function: protein binding; protein tyrosine kinase activity; ATP binding. Gene Ontology annotation, biological process: protein phosphorylation; signal transduction. The transcript is spliced from 14 exons. Lineage: Eukaryota; Metazoa; Echinodermata; Echinoidea; Temnopleuroida; Toxopneustidae.
UAAUUAUUGGGUUAUGAUUGAAUGUAUUGAAUAUGUGAAUUAGUGUAUUACAAAUCACAUGGGCCUAUCUCACAAGAGUACGCUGCUCAGAAUGAUGCAUUGUGGUAAUAAACCUGUCCAGAUAUGAGUAUUUGAGGACUUGAGGUGGGGCUAUUAAGGCUACUAUUUCAUAUUGUCUUUAAAGGAAAAGUCCACCCCAACAAAAAGUUGGAUUUGAAUAAAAAGAGAAAAAUCCAUUAAUCCAACAAGCAUAACACUGAAAAAUUCAUCAAAAUCAGAUGUAAAGUAUGAAAGGGGGCUUCCAAAGUAGUUCUCACCCAUUUUGCCUAUUAGAAAAAUUCACCAUUUUUGAGCCCCCAUUAAGAGGAAGAGUAACUUCACACAGUUGCAUACAGUGGGUCACGGCAUUGAGGGGGCACCAGCAAAAAUUUUGAGUCGCUUAGUGAGUACAGGGCAAUUAAUACAAUUUAAAAGCAGCUUUUCUUUUCAUUUUAAAACUUCCUGCAAAUGAUAAAGGAGACAUUGCUCAAAAUUCUCGCUAUUAAAGCUUAUUCUUACAGGAACCUGUCAGAAGUUACCCCACCCUCUUUUGUAUAUGACUUAUGGUAUUCCCAUUAGGGCAAAAUUUGAUUAUUUUUUAUUUCUUUGUUUGAAUCAUGCAAUAUUUCAGUUUUCACAAAAUUUUACAAUAAGGAUUAACUUGACUGAACCAGAAAAUUUAUAAACUUUGAUAAUUCUACAAUUUCAGGGAGGAAUAAAACUUUGUUUCACAGGACAAGGAGGAAACAAUUGGAAUAUUUCAGAUACUGAAAUACAAAAGAAAUCGGUCAGGUAUGAUGGAUAGCUCUUGUCAACUUGAUGAUGACUGCCUUGCCAGGCUUGCAAAUAACAUUGGAGAAGAAGAAGCUGAGACACUUGGACGUAAACUCGGUUUCAAACAACCUGAAAUCAAUCGUUAUAUUGCCACCAACCUGCGGAGUAAUCAAGUAACUUGUGCAGGAACGAGGCAGAUGCUGUUUGAUUGGCGCCAAAAGGUAUCACAGUCAGACCAAGCUGAUUUAUUGAGGAAGUGCCUCUUGGCUGCCCAACUUGUUGCAUUAGCUGAAGAGUUCCUUGGAGAGAACACUCUUCUAAAAGAAAUGCCCUCAGACGAUGUUCAGAGACAUUCCAAUGAAGCGCUUGCAGCUGGGGAUGACCAGAUUGAUGGAGGAUUAUCUUUACUGCCUCAACCUGAAGUAAAGCUGGAUAGUAUCAAGAUGGAGGACCUGAAACUAAAACAUCCUGAUAGGACAGAAUGUGAUUUCCAUGACAAGAAAGCAAGGGAACAUGACAAUUUUCAUCUAGGUGGAGGCUCUUUUGGGAAUGUUUUCAAGGCUGUACAUAAUGUUCAUGGUGAAGUGGCUGUUAAACUUGCAAAACCUGGUAAAGAAGAUCAUGUAAAGAUGUACCAGAAAGAGGCAGGAAAGCAUGCCACUGCCCUUACUUGCAGAAUGAUCGUCACAAUCAAAGGCAUUGUGCAGUGCGAGGAUGAUGCCUGUCAAUGUGGCGUCAUGGGGUUUGUUUUAGAGUAUAUGGAAAAAGGAUCUCUUUGGACCUUCAGGAUUAAUGAAUGGAAAGAUGAUCCUCAACUUUGGCCACUAACCAAUAGGAUGGUCUAUCAGAUCUCCAGUGGAAUGCAUUUCCUUCACUCCAAGAACAUAAUUCACCGUGACCUCAAGCUGGAAAAUGUUCUCGUUGAUAAAGAUCUCAAUGUAAAGAUUGCCGAUCUUGGUCUUGCAACAGACCUGCAAAGUUCAACUGGUGAUAAAUGCUGGGGUACUGACAGUCACAAGCCUCCGGAAGCAUUCAGGACAGACAUACCCAACUCUGUCAAGAUUGUUACUCCAGAGUAUGAUGUAUACAGCUUUGGAAUGACUUUGUAUGAACUUCUUACAGGGAUUCACCCUUACUCUGAUAGAGGAUUUGAUAUGAUGAAGAUACUGAAAGUGGAAUCCAAACAAUCUCCCUGUCUGGAUCCUGUUCCUGAAAACACUCCUCAAGAUCUGAUAAGUAUAAUGGAAAGGUCUUGGAGCUAUGAACCAAAGGAUCGACCAAAUUUUAAAGAUAUUACAGAUAAGGUUGCACAUCUAGGUACUCGUCCAACCCAUGAAUCAUUAGGACAUUAUUUAGGAAAGCCACAGAACAUAACAGAACAGGAUAAAGCCCCAACCAGACCUCAGAGUAAAACCAGUACAAAAGCUCAACCUGUGACAGACAGUGAAUCUUUAAGACAAGGUAUCAGAGGAUUAUCCUUGAAUGACCAUCCCACCACUUUACCUAUCACUGAAAAAGUAAUGCAACAUCACAUUGAUGUUCAAGAAAGUGUGCCCACUAAUAAUGGUCCAGAAGCAUCUAGCACUAUGGAUCAGCCAGCCCUCCAGGAUGCUUCUAAGCCUUCAAGCUUUGGACAUUUGAAAAGUCAGGUAUCAGGCCAGCAGAAUGAGGGUAACUUCCGUUUAUCAAUGGAAUCUGGACAAUCAAUGAAUUUCACAGGUUUAGUUGGUGUUCCUACUGAUACAGCAAGUGGCCUUAGUGCAAAUCAAUCUUUACAGUCCAACAUGGAACAUGAAAGAGAGUCAAGUCCGUUGAACAGGGCCAAGCAUAGGCAUGGAAGUGGGAAACCAGUUCCUGCUGAGAGCUCACAUGGUGCCUCUGAAUAUGCAGUAGGACCCAUGGGAGGAGGACCUAUACACCAAGAAAGUCCCGCAGUGCCCCCAUUCCAAUUCGCACCUAUAGAGAGAGACCCAGUGAUCAUCUUCCAUUCGUCACAACCAAGCGAUCAGGGAUUUGAAAUUCAGCUGAAGGUGAAUCUGACUGUGCCAUUCCGGACUUCACUUGCAGCAAAAAUGGAUCAAGUCAUGAAGAGUCUUGAAAGGAGUAAGCAACGACACUAUUGGGACAGCAGUUCAUCCCUACCUUCUUUGUUUUCCUUGAUGGGUGAUAUCACUCUCCAUAGACUCGUUCUUCCUGCUACAACCGAUGAAGAUGAUUUUACACUUUACCUGCAUGUGUGCAGCAAUGACGAUCUUGAUAUGCUUCAUAGAAAAUCAAAAAAAUUACAUGAAAUCUUGUAUGGUUUCUUUGUGGAUGCUAAUCUCCAAGAAGCAUGCCAUCCUGUCAAACCAACUCUGAAAGUAGACCUAUUGGAGGAGCAGUACAAUAGAGCAAAGGAAUUCUUUCAAAAGAGAGAAAAGGAUACAAAGAGUAAGAAUUCAAAGCAUAGUGACAGUGAAUCAAGUACAACACAGUCAAAUAAAACCAAUCCAGAAGAUACCUUAGCUAGUAACAAACCAGGACCUACUUUCCCUCAGACAAGUUCCAGUGGAGCUGUGCAGAUUAAUACAGGAAAAUGUAUGAUUAAUAUGUCUUCUCUACCAAGCAAUAUGGUGAUUGGAGAUCAGCACAUAACCAAUAAUUACUAUGGUGGAUCUGAACAGACAAGUAGAGGAAAGGGAGGAGCAGCAGGCUACUCUAAAGGUCGCCAACCUAAAAAUAAGAAGAAAGAGAAGCUAUGUGAAUCCAAGGAAAAGGUUACUGAGCUUUUACUUCAAGAUACUGCUGACCUUGUCCCAGUCAAGCAUGUGAAAUCUAUUGGGCGUUAUUUAAGAUUGACAGAUGUGGAUGUUGGUAAUAUAGAGUAUGAACACAGACUUGAGAGGAGCAGUGAGAUUGUCUACCAAGUUUUACUUGAGUGGAAACGACAGAAUGGUUCUCAAGCUACCAAGGCAUCUCUAGCCAGUGCAUUAUGGAAAGCCAAAUGUUAUGAUGCUGCAAGCACUAUUCGCUGAUGGGAAGUUGUUUCAGAUGUGCCUCAACGUUGAAGGUUUUUGAUAGAACGCAUUACAUUUUCACUUCAAAUUCAGAAUUCAGAGUUGCCCAUUUUCAGCAGAAGAGUUUGAUUGAGAUCAACAUGAUUUUCAUUUUCUUGAAUAGCAUUAUGAAAGAUGUGUGAAAAGCAAUGAACCAUGACUCUUUAUGAAACUAUUUGCAAUAUAAAUGAUUAAUGAGUGUUAUGAAUGAAACGAUAAUACACGCACUCAAAGAGUGCUUGUCUAUGUUUGCUGGAUAAUGCAAGGAGCCAGUGUAUGAUGCAUUUCAAUGUUUUUUUUAGUACUCCAAGACCAAUGGCUUACAGGUAUUACACAUGCAAAUCAAAAUUGUGGCAUCUGAUUCUGUGAUUCUAGAGUGAGUGAGUUUCAAAUGAAUUACAGAAUUUAGCAGCUUUGCUAUUGCAAGCAUUAGCCUACAUUUAAAUAUUGCAUGAAGCUUUAUUAGACAGAGGAUAUUAAUGUCAUGAUCAUUGGGAGAUAUCGUACAUGAUCAUUAAAUGAAAUUACCAUUAUGCAUCAGGUAAUAAUAAAUUAUGAAUAUUUGUGAUAAUUGAUAAACCAACCUUUUGUUACAUCAGUCUGAUAAAUUGUUCUGUUCCAUUCACAUCCAGUACUAAAGAUUGAUGAAUUUUAAUUAUUGUAUCUAUGUAAAUACAUACAAGUAGCUAUAUGAUAAUUCCAAUAGGUUUCCUCAUAAGCUGCAACCAUUACGAAUUAGAGUAAUAUAUAUAACAUUAUUGUCAUAUCCAAUGGAGGUGAAGGCAAGACUUGGUGAUCAUGACUUCCGUCCAUCUGUCACAUAUGUUCACAUGCAAGACUCUUGUAACUAAAAUUGGGUCCAGGGGUCAUGCCAGGUAUUUUGAUGGGGGGGGGUGGAAGUAUGAUUUAUUUUUUCUCAAUUGAAUAUCAAGGGUGUUGUAAAGCUACACAAUAUAGGCUUGUGCCAUCACAUUGGGUUAUUGGGUCGGGCAAACAUGGAUACCCGAUCAUUAGAGAAAAGGGCCACCUGAAUUCCUAAAACAUUGGGUCCAAAUUACCUGACCAUUCAAGAAUUUUCCUAUAAUUUUCAUAAAAUAUCAGUAAAGUGGACCAGACGUAUCAGAGUGAUCUUUUCUCAAAUUGUCAGGUAAACUGGACCCAAUGUAAAUGUUUCUGGCUUUUUGGGAGUUCUUUUCUCGAAUGGGCAGGCUUUGCGAUUGCCCGACCAGACAUGGCAACCAGAUGUGAUGACACAAACCCACAAUACAGUGUGUCCCAGAAAAAAGGAUACUGUAAUUCAGUGUUAAUUUUUUUGUCAUCAUAAUCCUAAAUUUGCUUCAUGGGAUGUACAUCAAUAAAAAGAUAUACUUCCCCUCUUUCAUUUGAAGUCCAUUUCAACAUUAAUAAUGUAAUGGAUUGUUGAAAAACAAACAUUUCCAACCUACAGCAGACAAUGGGUUACUGGUGAAUGCCAGAUGAGUGUGAUUUUGAGGUUGGCUUGAAUGUUAUGUUUGAAUUCUUACUUGUAAAAGAAAUUGCUUGAAAUGAUUAUAUGAUGCAGGGCCCGCAGCCCAAUGUUAGGGGGGGUGAACCACAUAAAAAACUGCUACAUUCCGAGCCAAAAUGGCUUUCUCCUCUACACUUAAAAAGUGAUGUACCCCUUUUCUGCUUCACCUUGCCCCCUUCAAACAUGUUUUGCCGCCCCUGUGAAUUUUGAGAUAAAUUUAAUCAAAAUUGUCACCAUUGUAACAUUGAGUUCCCAUAACGUAGACUCCAACCCACAACAGCAUUCACCAUUAGCCUAUUUUCUGCUGCUUUGUUGGGAAAAUCAAAUGCCUGUUUUUCAACGAUUCAUCGAAUAGGUAAAAAUCAAGCUUGUUUCAUGCAAUUUAUUCUCGACCAUGCGUCAUUCAUAUUUGACUCAUAGGAUGUCAGAUGGAAGAAGAAAAGAUGGAUAUUAAGUUUGAAAUUUGUUUUUUGAAUAGAUAGCAGGUAAAGCUAGAACUCAAAAUCGCACCACUUUCCAUUGUUUUAACUCAGUCAUGUGUGCAGUUUACCUUGUAAAUACAUCACAAUUCGGCCUUAGCCGCAAUGAUGUCUUGAUGUUUAUUAAUAAACCAUUUAUCUAUUUUUCUAUAUAUGAACUUUGAGAUGACUCUCAAAUGAAAGAAGAGAGGCACAUCUUUCCAUUGAUAUACUUUACCUGAAGCAAAUUUAUGAUUACAAAGGCAAUAAAUUACACUGAAUUACAGGCUCUUUUUUUCUGGGAUGUACUGUAUAUUCGUCUCUCCUUUAUGUUCUUCUUCUCCCUUCCUAUUUCUUUUUCCCCCCUCCUGUGUCUAUUUCUUAAUCAGAGGGGACAGUUGCAUCUGUAACUUCAGUGCAAUCGGGAGUCCAAUUCUAUGUAGGUCUGACCCCUGUAUGUGGGACCUUCCUGAAGUUAUUUGUUUCAAUUUUCUAGUUCUUACUAAAGUUUGUAAUGCUGUCAUAUUAUUAUGACUUUGGCAGUUCGUGAAGUGAAUUAAAAUCAAUUGAGAAACAUGGGCAUCAGACAUACAAAAAGAACAUUUAUAUUAUGUGGGAUGGCCAAGUUAAAAUCCUCCUGCAAGACUCUUUUUAAACUUGUAUUUUUGUAUCUGUUUCUCUCAUGGUACAUAAUUGUUUUAUGAUACGUUGGUUCUACUUAUCCACUUAAAUUUGAGAUUUACCAGUAUAUUUUUUUGUAUUGAGACAAGAUUGUCCUUAUAGAAGAUUUUUUUCAGUUACACAGAAAGAUUUGUUUUGUACUCUUCUCCAUCGUCAUCAUCAUUAUCUACUUUUUCUUCUUUCUUUACCUACAUUUUCUUCCUUAUCCCCUCGUUAUUAUUCCACUCCCUUUUUGCUUACUCAUUUGAAUAAUUUAUAUAUGUUAUUGAAUUGUCAAUAAGCCAGUUCGUAGUUCAUUUCUGCGCAUGAUCAGAGGAAGGUCAUUUGUACUAAAAUGACAUGGUGGUUUAAAAUCUAAUGAGAUAAGCACCAACUUUGAUGUCUUGAUUAUUCAUAUAUUCUUUUGAAUUGUGCUUUUCAUUUACAUUCAACAAUGUGUCCACAACGACUGGUAUUU